This is a messenger RNA of Rattus rattus (black rat), 1426 nucleotides long. Its product is annotated as solute carrier family 7 member 13-like. The transcript has 4 exons. Gene Ontology annotation, cellular component: membrane. The record is from RefSeq and is a predicted model, not a curated record. Gene Ontology annotation, biological process: amino acid transmembrane transport. Bases 17 to 1426 code for a protein of 469 amino acids. Gene Ontology annotation, molecular function: L-amino acid transmembrane transporter activity. Lineage: Eukaryota; Metazoa; Chordata; Mammalia; Rodentia; Muridae.
AAAAAAAGGCAAAACCAUGCAUCUCUCAAGAACAGUAGGAUUCUUCCAUGUAACCAUGGUCUUACUUGGAACCAUUAUAGGGACAGGGAUUUUUGUGUCUCCUAAAGGAGUAUUAAAAUACUCCUCACUGAACAUCCCUGUUUCUCUUGGUAUUUGGGCAGGUUGUGGCCUGCUGACCAUGCUGAAUGCUCUCUCUUUGGUAGAGCUGGCAACGACCUUUCCUGUGAGUGGAGCAUCUUAUUAUUUCCUGAAGAGAUCUCUUGGAUCCCUUGCUGCUUUUCUGAGUCUCUGGAUUCAACUUUUUUCUUAUUGUCUAGGCCUGGGUGCUCACACCUUACUAAUAGCUACUUAUCUAAUUCAACCUUUCUAUACUGGGUGCCCAGCUCCAGAACUUCCAAUUAAAUGCCUGUCUGUGGCUAUUUUGUGGUCAUUUGGAAUUCUCAAUGCUGGAGGAGUGAAAACAGUGGCUUGGCUUCAGACUAUCAGCAGUAUGAUAAAGAUGAGUAUUCUUUGUUUCAUUUCUCUAACUGGGCUUGUGCUGUUAGUGAUUGGCAAAAAGGAAAAUGUGUCCAGGUUUGAGAAUGCUUUGGAUGCUGAACUUCCUAAUGCCUCGCAAACUGUAGAAGCCAUUCUCCAAGGAUGUUUUGCAUACAGAGGAAUAUUCAUCGUGAUCAACAUAGCAGGUGAGAUAAAAAAUCCUUCUAAAAUAAUUCCCAAGGCUGUGAUUUCUUGUCUUUCCAUCACAAUUAUGUCUUAUUUACUGGCUAAUGUAGCCUAUUUGACAGUUUUAACACCAAAAGAAAUUACGACUUCAGAUUCUGUUGUUAUCACAUGGGUAAACAGAGCAUACCCUUCCAUGCAAUGGGUUAUGUCUUUGGGGAUCUCCCUCUCAUCAUUGACCACCACUGCCUGUGGAAUACUUUCAGCAGCAAGGAUUUGCUACUCUGCAAGCCUAGAAGGACAGAUGCCAUUCAUCUUCUCAAUGCUUAAUAACCAUCAGAGUCCUGUUGUAGCAGUCACUCAAGUUGUUAUUUUAUCCACAGUUUCAAUAAUAUGUUCAAACUUAACCUAUUUGAUAAAAUAUUUAGGAAUAAUGAGCAUUUUCGAUGAUGUGCUAUAUAUGAUAGCUAUACUUAAACUGAGGUACCAGAAGCCAGCUCUUCCUAGACCUUAUAAGGUGUGCCUGCCAUUGGUAUUUGGAUCUUUAGCUCUGUCUUCAUUUUUCCUUUUGGCACCAAUAAUUCAGUCUCCUAAUAUCGAGCAUAUCUAUGAAGGUUUAUUUCUUUUAAGUGGAUUUGUGGUAUACUGGCUUCAAGUUUACCUUUAUCGACAUGCUGAUCGUUUUAAAACAAUAACGUGUUAUUUGCAAUUGCUAUUUAAUGUUUUACCAUCUGACGAACAAGACAAAAAACUUUGUUCUGAAUAA